AUGAUCCUGGAAAAGAGAUGGCCCGACGAAUGGUUCUCAUCUCCAUCACUGCGGGUCAAAUCUUCCUUCAAUGUUCCAGUUAUCACAGAAGUCGGUCAGCAUACACUGAAAAGCGAGCCAUUCGGAUUAGGAUGGAUUGUAGAGUGCUCCAUUAAAGUUAACAUCAUCGGUGGGAAAUGUGUCCCAUCGCAAUCUCGGGAAAAUUAUUCUUUCUACAUUCUGCCGAGCUCCUCUAAACACACCUCUCUUGGGAACCUGUCUUUCUGUGCAUCAUUUGCAUCCAAGCCCGAAACCGUGAAGGAAAUCCAGAAUCUGACCAUGGAAACCCUCCUCGUGAAGGAUACCUUAUCAGACAUGGAUUGGAAUUACAAUUCGAACCGCUCCCUCGAAAUCGAGGUCACGUUCCCUUUUCGACCAAAUCCCGCUCUUGCAUCUUGGCCAAGGGUGUCUAAAGCUAUAACGUCUACUCUUCAUCAUGACGGUAAACUGCCCAUCGACCUCAAGUUCAUCAUAUGCUCACGCCUGUCACCCCGCGGACACAUUGAUUAUCCAAAGGCAGUUUUUGCGAGCAGUGAGCUCUUGGAGGGGCACACGCCAUUUGUGGAUAAAUACAUUAACACGGGUGUGAAGGCGGUUAACCUUGAUUCGGACGAUUGCGACUCGGCGAUAUGGAGUGCAUAUGAUUAUGACGCAGAUAGUGAUUUUGACGGCGAGGAUGAUAGUGAUCAAGAUACUAUGGACAUCGACGCUGCACUCGCACCGUCUGCGACAGAUAUUGAUUUCCAAAACCUUCAACCGGCGUAUGAGGAGUGGCAUUCACCAGGCCGUCUUUCACAAAAUAUCUCAGUCACGUCUUCCCCACCGAGGUCACCGCUGUUGGAGUUUCAAGUGUCGCGCAUCACAGCGCAGUUGACGUCGGGAUCAUCGGUUGUCAGGCUGGAGAAUUACCGCUUAUCUCAACAACCGCUGCCACAAACACCAAUAUUAGCAUCUCCAUCCAUCGAUGACAUUGAUCUGCCAGCAGAAGAUACCAUAGCUGAGUCUCCUGAUAGACCCUUAUCGCCGGUUCAACAUGGAGACCAAAUCCAUGAACCGGAAGUACAUGGGACAGAGCGCUUUGGGUCUGUCUGGCAUGUCGAUGACGCCGCAUACAAGACGUGGGUUGCUUUCAUUAGAUCCCUUCUGGCAUAUCUAUACACGCACGAAAUCUCUUUUGCGUCCCUCAAGUCAAAUGGAACAGCUCGAAUCGCACCAGCGGAUGCAUGCUCUCCCAAGUCAAUGUAUCGCUUAGCUGUAAAGGCUGAUCUUGACAGUCUUCAAGAGUUGGCGUUCGAAAACCUUCGUUCGCAGUUGACGCCGAGUAACAUCAUCGCAGAAGUUUUCUCCAAGUUCAGUGGGCAGUAUCCUAAAAUACUGGAUAUGGAGGUCGAGUACUUGGUCUACCACUUCGAUGACCCUCUUAUGUUGGGAUAG
Desarmillaria tabescens is the source of this 1473-nucleotide messenger RNA. RefSeq lists its product as uncharacterized. The transcript is spliced from 7 exons. Bases 1 to 1473 code for a protein of 490 amino acids. Lineage: Eukaryota; Fungi; Basidiomycota; Agaricomycetes; Agaricales; Physalacriaceae. The record is from RefSeq and is a predicted model, not a curated record.